This is a messenger RNA of Mycena citricolor, 752 nucleotides long. NCBI's taxonomy places the organism in Eukaryota, Fungi, Basidiomycota, Agaricomycetes, Agaricales, Mycenaceae. The record is from the annotation of a GenBank genome assembly.
UAGAUCGGAACGCUCUCCCCCAAAUACCGGCCAGUCCUUAUCCGUUCUCCACCUCCAUGGCAUCGUCCGCACUCCGUCUGCAGCAUGCUGCACGCUACUCUUCGCUCCCCUUUCUGUACCCGUGCCGCGCCACGUCAUCAGGUCCGACACGGAGGGCCAUGAUGUCAGCUUACAACCCCCGGAGCGCAAACGAGGACGCUGCACCCGUUUUGCACGACCCAGUGCCGAAGGUUAUACCCUCCGCCACCACACUGUCAUCGGACGCCGCGGCCCCGCAGACGGUCGCUCGCCCACCACCUGCCCCCAAGGCCGAGAAACCUCGGCCUGUGCUUCGGGCGACGAAAGCGGCGCUGACCAUCACCCCUGCUGCCGUGCUGCGUCUACGCGGUCUGCUGAACGGCCCCACUCCGCAACAUAUCCGCAUCGGAGUCAGGAAUAAGGGCUGCGCGGGCCUGUCGUACCACCUCGAAUACGUCGACAAGCCCGCAAAGUUCGAUGAGGUGGUCGAGCAGGACGGCGUGAAGGUUAUCAUCGACAGCAAGGCGCUGUUCUCUAUAAUAGGCAGCGAGAUGGACUGGGCGGAGGAUCCACUGAGCGCCAAGUUUGCGUUCAAGAACCCGAACAUCAAGGACGCUUGUGGUUGCGGGGACUCUUUCACGGUGUAGAACGGUCGUGCUCGAUGGUAUUUGUAUCACGCGUUUAUAAUAAUUUGUAUCUAUACUAGACACGAACAGGUUCAACCCCUCCCAUAC